CACCCAGAGUAGUGUUGGAAAUCACUCAAAUGUAUAUGUUCUAAUUGGUGCGCUCACAUAUGUACAUAUAAACUAAUAAAUUGGCCAUCACACAAUAUAGAAAAUGGAAGAAAACGAGACCCGGUCGGAGGCCAGGGAACCCACGGACCUGACCAAUGGUGAGGAUGACGCGACCAGCCAGCACAAACUCAGUCACCUGCAGAAUGAGAUGCGCAAAAUGCAAAACGAGUUCAACACGCAGCGGGCGAAGAUGCGGGAGCUGUACAUCCAGAAGGAGGCGGAGGUCAGCCAGAGCCAGCAGGAGCGACGGCAGUUGCAGGCGGAGCUGGACGAGCUGAAGACACACCUAAUGGUGGCGGACCUUAAGUCGCAGAACGAGCUGCAGCUGAGGGACCUCAAGGCGCAGGAGGAGAUCUCCUCGCUGCAGCAGCUGGUGCAGGACACCAUCGAGGAGUCCGCGCACUACAAAGGCGAGGUGGAACGACUCAGGCUAGAGAUGGGCAAGUACCAGCAGAUUCAUCAGCAGACGAUGGCUCAACAACCGCAGGCCGAGUCAUCUGGCGGAAUAGCGCCGCAGGUGCUUAAUCAGGUCAAGAAGACACUAGGUUCUGUGCGUAAACUGGGCACCGACUCCCUGAACAGCAGCUUUCAGCAGGACGAGGACACCCGGGCAUCGAGCAAGGGCAAUGGCAAGCAAUACGCCCCCGAGGAGGCGGAGAUGAUGCACUCAAUCGUCGAGCAGCUUCAGGAGGAGAUGAAGGCACUGAAAGUGAAGCUGCGAGAACAGGACGAGCAACUGCAGGCCAAGUCGGCGUCCGAUGAAUCCGCCCUGCACAAGUCCACGUCCAUGGACGUUGCCGAGAGCGCCUGCGAGUCGUGCAGCUUGGCAGAAAAGAAGACCGAAGAGCUGGGUGCCCAUAUAAACAAACAGCAGAAACAGGUGGAUCUGCUGCAAAAGCAGCUGGUGGAGUCCCGGGAGACACUGGUUAAGGAGGCGGCGUUGCGUAAGGAUCUGGAGGACCAGUGGCAAGAAAAGCGGGAGGCCCACAAAAGCGAAGUACAAAGCCUGCGUGACCAGGCCAAAACCAACGAGCAGCGACUGCUGGAUAUGCAGCAGAAGUUUCUCGAGACCAAGGACGAGGUCAUAAAGCAGAUUCAGCGCGUCUCUGACGACCGAGAGCGGGUCAACAAGCAACUGGAGACGCUGCAGGCGGACAACGACUUUCUGUCCGGUCGCUAUUUGGCAACGUCCGAGGAGAUCGACAACCAAUAUAUCAAUCUGCCCAACACGGUCGUCGAGCUCCAGGAGCUGAUACUGCGACAGCAAAGCGAGCUGAUCCAAGCGCGCGUCAGCAGCGAAUACGAGCGACAGAAGUGCACCAGCACUGAAGAUGAGAUUCAGAUCUUGCGGGCCCAGCUGGAGGAGAGCAACAACGAACGGCGGGCCUACAAGCGCAAAAUGCAACUAGAUAUUAAGUCACUGCAGGAUCGGGUGACGGAACACUUGGUCACGGUACAAGCGUACGAGACUACCAAAACCCAACUGGAGCGCAAAGAGGCUGAGCUGAACAAGCAGCUCUCCGAGUGUCGCGUGGAGAUCAUUGAGCUGCAAGAGGCCAAUGAAAAGUACGCCAAAACAAAUGCGGACUACAAGACGAAGAUAAAAACGCUACAGGAGGAACUGUCCACCAUGGAGACUGUUCAAAAGGACUUUGUCAAACUAUCUCAAACGCUUCAGAUGUCGUUGGAGGAGCUGCGGCAUGCCGACACGGAGGUGCGCUGGCAGGACGACGACGAUGUGAACAACUGUCCCACGUGCAAUUCCUACUUCACGGUCAUGGUGCGCAAGAUCCAUUGCCGGCACUGCGGCCACAUCUACUGCGAUAAGUGUCUAACGAAAACGGUGCCAUCUGGACCACGGAAGCGAGUGGCCCGAGUCUGUGAUAUCUGUCACACGCUGCUCACGCCAAACACCGCACCCUACUUCAGUCAGGGACAGCCGCCGCAGCAGCAGCAAGGCCAGCAGCAGCAGCAGUCCAACUAGGCGUUUGGGCUCCAAGCCCAAGUGAUUGUGUAUUAUGUGUGAAGUACGAUUACGAUUAGUUGGUAUCUCCUUGAACUCUAUUGCUCUGUUUCUGUGCUCCGAUACUACGAUUACGAUCCGAGGUCAAACCUUUCCAAUGCCGCACUGCGUCGCGCGUGUCAUUUCCACUUUCCAAUUGCCAAUUUCUGUUUCCGAUUUUGCUGUUCCAUUAUUUGGCCCUAUACAUAACGUAAGCGAUGAGUUGUCUAUGUUAGCUUUUGUCGUAGGUAAGUUUUCGUAACUGAAUUUAACUCAAAGCAAAUAUACAAAUUAAAAACAAA
This is a messenger RNA of Drosophila simulans, 2364 nucleotides long. RefSeq names its product rab GTPase-binding effector protein 1 (gene Rbpn-5). The coding region runs from base 104 to 2044 and encodes 646 amino acids. NCBI's taxonomy places the organism in Eukaryota, Metazoa, Arthropoda, Insecta, Diptera, Drosophilidae. Gene Ontology annotation, molecular function: GTPase activator activity; metal ion binding. The record is from RefSeq and is a predicted model, not a curated record. Gene Ontology annotation, biological process: endocytosis. Gene Ontology annotation, cellular component: intracellular membrane-bounded organelle. The transcript is spliced from 6 exons.